Alexandromys fortis (reed vole) is the source of this 2814-nucleotide messenger RNA. RefSeq names its product solute carrier family 35 member B3 (gene Slc35b3). Lineage: Eukaryota; Metazoa; Chordata; Mammalia; Rodentia; Cricetidae. Gene Ontology annotation, biological process: transmembrane transport. The record is from RefSeq and is a predicted model, not a curated record. The transcript has 10 exons. Bases 446 to 1555 code for a protein of 369 amino acids. Gene Ontology annotation, molecular function: 3'-phosphoadenosine 5'-phosphosulfate transmembrane transporter activity. Gene Ontology annotation, cellular component: Golgi membrane; endoplasmic reticulum membrane.
ACGCUACCGUCGGGGUGGCCCGGGCGCGCGCGGACCUGUUGGGGAUAGCGGGGGCGAGCGCUUCCGGAAAGAGCAUCCUCCGGUCCUGGCGUUAGACCGCCGCCCCGGCUCCCCUAGCCUGCCGUCUGGGUUUGGACCGUCUCCCGGAUUCCCUAGACCGUUUUUUGCUGCUCAGAGCUACUUCCGGGUCUGUGUCCGGUCCUCCGGUACCCCGCGCCUGUUUGUCUUGCCACGAAGAAACUGUUCUUGCAGAGCUAUUAAGUUUAUGUCGCUGAAAGCCCUGUGUGUUCUUUCCGGCUUUGCAGCUGACUUCUCUUCUUGAAAAGAAAAGAAAAAAAAACACAGAAAAUUUUUGUUGGUCCAGCCAGCAAAGGAAAGACAGGACCUAGCAUUGGAAACCAGCAAAGACAAGGUCACAGACCUUGAAUGUGGCAAAGCAAGAACAAUGGACCUCAAGUUCAACAACUCUAGGAAGUAUGUCUCCAUCACGGUGCCCUCCAAAACCCAGACAAUGUCACCACACAUCAAGUCAGUAGAUGACAUUGUGGUGCUGGGCAUGAACCUCAGCAAGUUUAACAAGCUCACACAGUUUUUCAUAUGUGUGGCUGGAGUUUUUGUAUUUUACCUAAUUUAUGGAUACUUACAGGAGUUGAUAUUUUCAAUGGAAGGCUUUAAGCCCUAUGGCUGGUACCUUACUUUAGUACAGUUUGCAUUUUACUCCAUAUUUGGCCUCAUAGAACUUCAGCUCAUUCAGGACAAAAGGAGAAGAAUACCAGGAAAAACCUACAUGAUAAUAGCUUUUCUAACUGUGGGUACUAUGGGCUUAUCAAACACUUCCUUGGGCUACCUGAAUUACCCCACCCAAGUCAUCUUCAAGUGCUGCAAACUGAUUCCUGUUAUGCUAGGAGGAGUUUUUAUUCAAGGAAAGCGUUACAACCUUGCAGAUGUGUCUGCUGCAGUGUGCAUGAGCCUUGGCCUGAUCUGGUUUACCCUGGCUGACAGCACCAUUGCGCCAAACUUUAAUCUCACAGGUGUGAUGCUUAUCUCCCUGGCACUGUGUGCAGAUGCUGUCAUCGGGAAUGUCCAGGAGAAAGCCAUGAAGCUGCACAAUGCUUCCAACUCUGAGAUGGUUCUGUAUUCGUACUCGAUCGGUUUUGUGUACAUUCUGUUGGGAUUGUCCUGCACGAGUGGACUAGGCCCUGCAGUGGCAUUUUGUUCAAAGAACCCUGUUCGCACCUAUGGCUACGCCUUCCUCUUUUCUCUCACUGGAUACUUUGGGAUCUCCUUCGUUCUGGCCCUGAUUAAAAUCUUUGGUGCUCUUCUUGCUGUAACAGUGACAACAGGAAGAAAAGCAAUGACCAUAGUCCUUUCGUUCAUAUUCUUUGCUAAACCGUUCACAUUUCAGUAUGUAUGGUCUGGCUUGUUAGUUGUUCUUGGCAUAUUUCUCAAUGUUUACAGCAAAAAUAUGGAUAAAAUAAGAUUACCAUCAGUGUACAAUCUGAUGAACAAAGCCAUGGAUGUGAAAAAGUCAAGGACGUUGGCACAGACUGUGUAGGCACUGAGGUAGCCUACUUAAAAUAGAAUCCUAAGGGAGCAAUCAUUAAUCAGUUGACUUUCCAAGGGAUUGGGAUAAAAACCAAAGGAUUUGAAGACUGCUGUUGUGUGAGCCGGCAGAGGUUUGUGACGUCAGCCUCUGCAGAACACAAGCUUGACCAGCUCUGAAACAGUCCAGAGCCGCACCCAGGACGUGUUUCAGUGAAGUCAGUAUGAAGGAAAGCGCUUGCUGGCAGUGUCCUGCGCAUUUCACUGGAAAUGGACCGUGUUGCAAGACUGAUUGGAAAUCCUCCCAGCGUGCAGCACGGCGCUGUGUAGUAGCGCACUGUUUCGUCCCCAUUCCGUUUUGGUGGUGUUAUUUAAAUUGCUUCUCUGUUAUAAGAGUGAACCGAUGAUUUAAAGUCUAGAGAAAAUAGAAUUCAUUUAUAAAUAAAAUUAUCCUGUGAUUUUUUAAUGCUGUUUUAAUAAAAUUUGUUAUUGAAGAAAAUGGAGUUGGGAAGGCUUAACAUGCUCUUUAAAACUUGAGUUUUCCACUCACAAUGUAAAAAUAUUUUUGAGAGCACCCUUGUCUGUAUGCACAGGGUAAAAUGCUUAAAGGAAAUACACUAGAAUUACAGGGUGCCAUGAUGUGUGGCUUUAGUUUGGAUGUUUUAAGUGCAGGGCAGACGUUAACAUGUUAAAAAAAAUCCUAUUCUUCAUAUAAGAAUAAAGUUUUCUUUGAAUGGUGGAGAUGAAGUGGGGUGCACUUAAACCUGGGUAGAUUUGGCAGACCCAGACAUUUUUUUUCUCAGACUCUAAUAUAAUUUCAGAGUCUGGAUAACUUAGAUCUCUGAGGUUUCUUUCUGGCAGUUCUAGAUGCUAUGAAGUCCACACUCAAGAUGCUAGCAAACCUGCAGGGCUGCCUCCCACUUUCUAGAUGGCGUCGUCUUACUGUGUCCUCAGGUGUUUAGCUCUAAUCCCAUCAUGAGGUCUCUACCCUCAUGGCUCAGUCUCCUAAUGCCGACACUGGGGAGUUAGGAUUUUACAGGUGAACAUAGGCUACAUAGAGAUUCAGAUCAUAGCCGUAUUACUCACGUAGUUUCGAGUCAGGUUUAGUGCCUUUCCGUAUUGAUUUUUGUAAUUGCUGUAUGCAUCUGCUCACUGUGUGUGUGUGUGUGUAUGCACACGCACAUACUCACGUUCAAACAAUUACAUGCGUGUAUAAAAGCUGUUACCCUUCAUUUUCAGCAUAAUCAAUAUGAUUAAAACCCUUAGUGUUUA